This is a messenger RNA of Prunus armeniaca (apricot), 603 nucleotides long. The record is from the annotation of a GenBank genome assembly. NCBI's taxonomy places the organism in Eukaryota, Viridiplantae, Streptophyta, Magnoliopsida, Rosales, Rosaceae.
AUGUGGUCACCAUGGUGGGAUGCUAGCAAUAUUGAGAAAGAUGGCCAUCUCAUGAUGACCAGAGCAAUAUUUCUCACCAUUUCAGCCAUGGCGGUUGCUAUGUUCUGGUUCAUGUGGAACUGGAAAAGCUCAAAAAACCCAACACCUCCAUUGCCACCAGGUCCUCGUGGCCUGCCAUUUGUUGGGAGCCUUCCCUUUUUAGGCCCCAACCUUCACCACGAAUUCACAAACCUGGCAAGUGUUUAUGGCCCUAUCUACAAACUCCAACUUGGUAGCAAAUUAUGCUUUGUGCUCUCUUCGCCAUCACUUGUGAAACAAGUGGUUCGUGACCAAGACACCCUCUUUGCAAAUCGUGACCCUAUAAUUGCUGCACAGAUUAUCUCCUACGGAGGAACCGACAUUGCCUUCGGAUCCUACGGUCCAGGUUGGAGGAGGUUGCGCAAGGUGUUUGUGAGCCACGUGAUGAGCAAAGGCAACCUUGAUGCUUGUUAUGCUCUGAGAAAAGAGGAAGUUCUCAAGUCAAUUGAUCAUAUUUAUGGCAAAAGUGGCAGCCCAAUUGAUUUCGGGCAGGUUGCAUUUUUACAGCAAUCAAAACAAUCAUGA